CAGCGGGCGGCGUUGGGGGCCGAGGUGCAGGAGGGCGAGCGGGCGUCGGGUAGAGCUGGCUCCGGGGCUGGGGACGGGGAGCAGGGGUCGGUCCGCGUGGGUCCCGGGUGGGCGGGGGGCUGCUGGUCCUCCUGGGAUGAGGGAGGUGGGCGUGGGGUCUGCGCGGUGCUCGUGGAUACCCAGGUCCCUAGCGGGGUGGAUUCCUUCACCGAGGGCCAAAGGGCUCACAGGGGAGGACAGGUGUGGGAAGGCGUGGGAGGCCGGGCCAGGCUGACUGAGGGCGUGGGGGCUCGGACGGGCUCCGGUGCGGCGGUCCCCAGGACGAGAGACGCCACGCUUUCGGAGAUGCUGGCCGGCCAGCCUCGGGCCCCCGAGCGCGCGGCGGCGGUGCGCGCCAGCGUCCCGCAGAAGCUGGCCGAGGCGCUGAGCAGCCAGUACGGGCUCAUGGUGUUCGUGGCGGGGCUGCUGCUGCUGCUGGCCUGGGCUGUGCACGCGUCGCGCGUGGGCAAGGGCGACCUGCUGGGCUUCCUGACGGCGCUCAUGCUGCUGCAGCUGCUCUGGAUGCUGUGGUACGUGGGCCGCAGCGCCGCGCAGCGCCGCCUCAUCCGCCCCAAGGACGCGCACGCCGGCGCGCGCUGGCUCCGCGGCAGUAUCACCUUGUUUGCAGUCAUUACAGUCAUCCUGGGAUGCCUUAAAAUUGGGUACUUCGUUGGAUUUUCUGAAUGCUUGUCAGCCACUGAAGGAGUUUUCCCUGUCACGCACGCAGUGCACACCCUCCUGCAGGUCUAUUUUCUCUGGGGGCAUGCAAAGGAUAUUAUCCAGUCUUUCAAAACACUGGAAAGGUUUGGGGUCAUCCACUCGGUGUGCACCAACCUGUUGCUCUGGGCCAACAGCGUGCUGACCGAGUCCAAGCACCAGCUGAACCAGCACAAGGAGCGGCUCAUCACUCUGGGCUUCGGGAACGUGACCAUGGUUCUAGACGACCACACCCCGCAGUGCAACUGCACCCCCCAGGCCUUCUGCUCGGCCGUCUCCUCCGGGAUCUACUAUCUGUACCCCUUCAACAUCGAGUACCAGAUCCUGGCCUCCACCGUGCUCUACGUCCUCUGGAAGAACGUCGGCCGCAGAGUCGACAGCCACCAGCCCCCGCAGAUACGGUUCAGGUUUCACGGGGUCGUGGUGGGCUCCGCCCUGGGCCUCACGGCGCUGGCCGCCACCAUCGGGGUGGUGGUGGUGUAUCUGGUCCGCAUCGGGCGCUCCAAAACCAAGAGCGAGUCGGCGCUCAUCAUGUUCUACCUCUACGCCAUCACCCUGCUCCUGUUCAUGGGGGCUGCCGGGCUGGUGGGCAUCUGGCUGUACAGGACAGAUGAGACGUCGCUGGAUGAGUCCAAAAACCCGGCCCGCAAACUGGACGCGGACCUCCUGGUGGGCACCGCCUCUGGCUCCUGGCUCAUCUCCUGGGGCUCCAUCCUGGCCAUCGUCUGUGCCGACACCUGCCCCCCCUACACCUGGUACAACCUGCCCUACUCCAUCCUGGUGAUCGCCGAGAAGUAUAUCCAGAACCUCUUCAUCAUCGAAUCCAUCCACCGGGAGCCCGAGACGCUCUCCGAGAACAUCCAGACGCUUCGCGUGGUCACCGUGUGCGGCGGCGACACCACCACUCUCCCCCCUUCCGGUCUCCAGGGCAGCGGAGGUGUGGCCGGGGACGCGGCUCCCCAGGGCGGGGACAGGCCACCUGCGGCCAAUGGCAGCGCGUGCCUGCGAGAAGCCGGCGGCAAAGCAGAGGGAGAGGGGAGCCGGGCGGCCUGCAGCCCCCUCUGCCUGCAGGGCGAAUCCAAGAGGAGAGCGCUGAGAAACAUCGCCGCCUUCCUGUUCCUCUGCAACAUCGCGCUCUGGAUCCCUCCUGCCUUUGGCUGCCGGCCCGAGUACGACAACGGCUUGGAGGAAACCGUCUUUGGCUUCGAGCCCUGGAUCAUUGUGGUGAACCUGGCCAUGCCCUUUUCCAUCUUCUACCGCAUGCACGCGGCUGCCUCCCUCUUUGAGGUCUAUUGUAAGAUAUAGCCGGGGUGGACGUGAGACCCGAGGGUGAGCCAACGAGACAGCAUCAUGGGAGCCACCUGGGAGUGGCCGGGUCGGGCGAACAGCGCCCGACAAAGGCCCCUUUUGUCUGCACUGGCUCUGUCUCCUCUGGGUGGCACGGUCCACCGCCCUGGGGAGUGUGGGCAGGGCAGAGCCAGACUGGGGUGCGGCUGUGUCCCUGGCCAGUUCAUUCUAAUCAAACUGUUUCUUCUCCAUCUCAGCGAGACCCGCUGGUUUAGAAGCAUGGGGUGCUGGGUUGGAAAAAAAAAAUCCAGUCUGUCUUUCAUCAAAAGCUUCUCCUGUUUGUAAUUCACCGUGUGACACAGCCUUUCCCGAUCGCCUGCAUGGCCACCCGUCCUGAAUGUCACCUCCACAGGGCCAGUGCACGCAGACACAGUCUUGGUGGCUUACACUUAGUUUCCGAGUGGACCCGGCUUUGAACGGUGUCACUGUUCUCAUCGGGAUGGAGAUUUGUGCGAAGACAUCUUCCCUACCUGGGAAUCGGGCAGGUUUUACCUCUGAUCAUGUUGGUGCAUGGAUUCUUUGCAUUGUGAUCGACACACGAGACGGGUCGCAAUAAAUUCAAUGUUGCAUCCAUUUUCUCCCGCUUAGCAAUAUGGCCCACACACUCUCAACCUUUAUCGAUAGCAUCUUCUAGCUUUGUUGUAGUCCAUCACGUGCACGCAUCAUAAUUAACUUACUUUCCUAUUACUGGGUUUUGAAUGUUUGUAACUUUUGACUGUAAAAUCAACCACUUCUGUAAAAUAUUUCCUACAUUUGGAGUUGCUUCUUUAAGACAUAUGAUCGAAGUCAGCAUGCCCAAGUUCUU
Oryctolagus cuniculus (rabbit) is the source of this 2908-nucleotide messenger RNA. RefSeq names its product otopetrin 1 (gene OTOP1). Gene Ontology annotation, biological process: proton transmembrane transport; inner ear morphogenesis. Gene Ontology annotation, molecular function: proton channel activity. Gene Ontology annotation, cellular component: membrane. The record is from RefSeq and is a predicted model, not a curated record. Lineage: Eukaryota; Metazoa; Chordata; Mammalia; Lagomorpha; Leporidae.